This is a messenger RNA of Rhincodon typus (whale shark), 2904 nucleotides long. Its product is annotated as translocating chain-associated membrane protein 1-like 1. Gene Ontology annotation, cellular component: endoplasmic reticulum membrane. The record is from RefSeq and is a predicted model, not a curated record. The transcript is spliced from 8 exons. The annotation marks the transcript as partial. NCBI's taxonomy places the organism in Eukaryota, Metazoa, Chordata, Chondrichthyes, Orectolobiformes, Rhincodontidae. Gene Ontology annotation, biological process: SRP-dependent cotranslational protein targeting to membrane, translocation; protein insertion into ER membrane.
UUUCAGAAAAUAAACAGACGGUUACAUUUGUCCAAAACGAAGCACAGUAAAUUCAAUGAAUCUGGCCAGCUGGCAUUCUUCUACUUGUUCUCCUUUAUUUGGGGCGGAAGCAUCCUGACUGGAGAGAAAUUUACAACUGAUCCUACUCUCUUAUGGGAAGGAUAUCCACACACUCAUAUGUUUUUUCAGGUGAAGUUUUUCUACAUUUGCCAGAUUGCCUAUUGGCUCCAUGCGUUACCAGAGCUCUAUUUUCAGAAAGUUAGAAAGGAGGAUAUCGCUCGACAGCUGUACUACAUUUGCCUUUACAUAUUCCAUAUUACUGGUGCCUAUAUAUUAAAUCUUCACAGACUGGGCUUGAUUCUCUUGGUGCCGCAUUACCUGGUAGAGCUCUUGUUUCAUGCAUCACGAUUAUUCUACUUCAGUGAUGAGAACAAACAAAAGGGCUUCACUCUCUGGGCUCUACUUUUUGUAAUGGCUCGCCUCCUCACUUUGACUCUGUCUGUCCUCACGCUUGGUUUUGGCCUUGCAAGAGCAGACACUCGAGACUUCUCAGUUGCAAAUGGAAAUUUCAACACGUUGACUGUCAGGAUUAGUUGCUUAGCCGCUAUUUGCCUAACACAAGCAUGGAUGAUGUGGAAGUUUAUCAACUUCCAGCUGAAGAAGUGGAGGGAACACACCCAGAAUCAGAUCCCCAGAAAGAAAGUAGCUAAUACCAAGAGCAAGCCUUCAAAAAAAGAGUAUAACAAGGCUAAUGCAUCAAAUGGAACAGUGAAAACAGAAAGUGGAACUUCACCACGUGCAAGGAAAGCAAAAGCUUCGUGAAGCUGGAUUUUAAAAAUUGGCAAAUUCGAGGGAAAAAGAAACUGUGAUGAUCACAAAUCUCUUCAAUCUUCUCACACCCCAAAACCACUCUACUUUCAUUUCUAUAUGCUAAUCAGAGUUGAGCAAAGAAAGUGAUGGCAAACCCUGUUGAGAGACUCUUUGUGUUCUUAUAAACGAAAAUGAGGUGAAACUGUUGCUGCUCCAAACAGAUCAGCUAUUGGAUGAGGCCUUGAGUGGUCAAUACUCAGCUUUGGGGUGCGCGCAUAUAGUUUUUUUUGUUCUUGUCGGUUUUGAAUGGUGGCUGGAGGACACCUGAAUGGUGAACAAGUAGCUGUGCUAAUUGGGGUGCGAUAGAAAUUGGCCAGUUGGAUGCCUUUACCAAAGGCUGUUUUGGGUCCAGUUACCAAGGCCAUAGGCAUGAAUAUUGGAAUUGCUAACGAUGUGUUAGGAAUUAUAUAUGAAAAUUGUCUUAUUAGCUGGAGACUGGGCCAAUCACAGCUGCAUUAAGUUAUUCUUUAAUUUUCUGUUUCCCGCCCCUUUCUGAUGCUUGUAAUGUUGUGAUGCUUAGAUUUCAAAGUACGCAAACACACCAGAUCCUAACAAACUGUGAAUACAAGUUCAAAUGAAAACUGUAACUGUUCCCCACACUGUUUUUCCUAUCUUGAAAAAUGAGUCAGCGUCACCCUGUCUGGUUAUUAUGUAUCAGUCUCCAUUGUUGCACGAACGAUAUGUUGACCUGAAGUAAUCAUGAUGUUCCUGAACAUAAUAAGGGCACAUGAUUGGAGCAGUGUCCACACUACAGAAACAGGCUUAGACCUCAAUAUUUUUUGGUAGGUUGCUCAAACACACAGUCACUUUUGCUGUAGAGUUUCUGCAGCUUGUUCAGUCCAUUUUGUGAGGAUUUUUCUUUUUUUCUUAAAAAGUUUGAUAAAUGCUGCCAUUUAUACUCCAAACUUUUAUGUAGGGUUUUGUUUUACUUUUGUGGCUUUAGAAGAUAAUGUACGCAUUUGACAUGCAAUCUUUACCCCUCCCUCAAAUUUUAUUAAGUGUCCUUGAUGAAAAAUGUAAAAAUGAUCAGCCAAAAACACCCAUCUUGCAAUUGUACAGGAACUCAGCAAAAUGUUCUUUUCAAGGGGGAGGCUUUUUAAUUUUUUGAGUAAGAAAAUGAUCCUUUCCUGUUUAGCAUUUUGCAUUUUUAGUUGCUUUGCCCGUAGAUGUGUGAUGGGAACUGUGCCUUAACCUUGACAGAUAUUGUCGUCUUCUCUAUUUUUAACAUGAAAAGGCAUCAGAGUUUCUAAACCAUCAUGACCCUAGUCCAUUUCACUGUUUAUUAUUUUCAUCUCAAACAAGAAUGACUUGAGCAUUUUUAACUAAUGUUUAUUUUAAUCAAAGAAGAAAUUCUUCUGUUUUAUGUGGCUCUGGAACAUAGUUGUUUUAAAUGGUGUUUAUCACCAAUAGUAUUUUACAUAUAUUUUAAAACAGAUCAUCUUCAAAACAUACAUUAUGGGGUCUGCUUUGCCCCAUAAUCUUUCCUGCUGAAAGACAAUUAAAUGGUUUUAUAGAUUGUUUCUCUGUUAGCAUUCUCCCAAGUUAUUUUCCUUGUUUAGGAUCCCCAUAUUUAGGAAAAUGUAGCACACUUUUACUUUGGGGUUUAUAAGAGAGAAGAGCGAAGAUGUAAGAGACUAUUUUUACACUCUUUUUGGUUAACAGAUCCUGUUUAACAUAUAUACAUCUACAAAAGUUACUUUAUACCAAUUUAUCACUUUGACAAAGUUGCGCAAUGGGAAGAUACCUCUUAAUAGUUUGUUCUUUAUUUUCUACCAAGUACUGCAAAUAAUUUCAUCAAGCUAACCCAAAUUGGACAUUUUUCAACACGUAGAGCCUUAUUUGUUGGCCAUUUGGCUUUCUCAGAAUCCCUUGGACACACAUACUGAAGUUAUAGUGCAUUUAUGUAUAUCAAACCUACCAAAUGAGCUUGUGUACACAGGCUUACUUUCCUAACUGUCUGUACCAAAUCACCACAUGUACACAUCCUUGCGUACAGAAUCGCCUUAUAUAUGAGCCCACGCUGAUUCUUUUGUU